Chionomys nivalis (European snow vole) is the source of this 6142-nucleotide messenger RNA. RefSeq names its product zinc finger protein 644 (gene Znf644). Gene Ontology annotation, molecular function: DNA-binding transcription factor activity, RNA polymerase II-specific; RNA polymerase II cis-regulatory region sequence-specific DNA binding. Gene Ontology annotation, biological process: regulation of transcription by RNA polymerase II. Gene Ontology annotation, cellular component: nucleus. NCBI's taxonomy places the organism in Eukaryota, Metazoa, Chordata, Mammalia, Rodentia, Cricetidae. The coding region runs from base 673 to 4737 and encodes 1354 amino acids. The transcript is spliced from 7 exons. The record is from RefSeq and is a predicted model, not a curated record.
UCUACAGAGUGAGUUCCAGGACAGGAACCAAAAGCUUCAGAGAAAUUCUGUCUCGAAAAACAUGAAUGAAUGAAUGAAUGAAUGGAAUGAAUGAAUGAAUGAAUAUUUAAAGCCUGUGUUAAAAUUGUUGGGGGAAAUUGUGUCUGCGCAGGUGUCUCCAGAUCUGCCUUUGUCUUGUUGCCAGUCUCUCAGUGUAGCACGCGUGUCCACAGCAUUUGCACUGUAUCAGCACUGUAACAGUGAUCUAGACUGCAUGUGAGAAUGGACAUAGGUUGCACACAAAGAUCAUGCCAUUUUAUAUAAGGGAUCUGACCAAGUGCAGAUGUUCAUAUCUUGAAGGGUUAUAGACAGAAUUAACAUUGCUGUUAUUAAAAUUGAUGAAAGCAAGUUACAUAAAAAAUUUUAAAAACUACAAAUUAUAUUUCUUUAAAAUAUUUUUUUAGGUGUGUGAGUGUUUUUCCUGAAUGUGUGUGUACUGUGUGUGCAGUGCCCACAGAGGUCAGAAGAGGGCAUCAGAAAGUCUGGAGUCACAGACAGUUGUUGCUGCCCUGUUGGUGCUGGAAACCCAGCCUGGGUCCCUUGUAAGAGCAGCAAGUGUCUGGAACCACUGAACCAUUUCUCCAGCCACCUACAAUUUUAUCGCUCCCCUCGAAAGGAUUGAUUUAAUUUUGGAUGAGAUUAUUCUUGCAUCGAGAUGUUAUUAAGCCAAAAUUUAGACUAAAUGUGUUAAAUGAUCUUGCCAACAAUAUGGAUGAUUUGAAGAUAAACACCGAUAUUCAUGGUGCUAAAGAAGAACUCCAAGGUGACAGCAGUUUUAUCUCAGAGAAAGACAGUGGAGUUCAUAAACCAAAAGACUGUCAGACAUCAUUUCAGAGAAACAACUCAUUGACUCUGUCUGAAGAAUCGUCGGAGGAUAAAUCAGAAAAAGCCUUAAGUGGAGGCCAGUCUGCUUUGUUUAUUCCUGCCGGCGCUCCUGCUGCCCCUAGUGAAAACUUUACCUUGCCUACAGGAGCAAGUAAUGGACCAGUUUCACACUCCUCUGUAACAAAGACUUCCAGUAUGAAUGAAGGUAGUGUCUCUUUAACCACUGGGCAGCCUGUGGAUCAGCCAGCAACAGAAUCUUGUUCAGCUUUGAAGGUGGCAGCUGAUCUUCAGCUGUCUGCACCACAAAAACAAAGUCAGCACCAAGUUGUGUUUUUGUUAUCAGAUGUAGCACAUACUAAGAAUACAGCCCAUUCCAUUAAAAAACUACCUACCUCUGCCUUAGUUGGCUGUGGUGUUCCGAGUUCAGCAGGGAAUAGUGUGAAGUCAGAGGGCACUUUACUAAACCAAGUAGAGGCGGGGGAGGGUAGUGAAGAUGAUUGUGCUGGUGCAUUGGCAGGGAUUUCCUCAGGUACAGAUGGAUUUAGGCCAGAAAAUGAUACAAACUGGGAUCCCCAGAAAGAGUUCAUUCAGUUUCUUAUGACGAAUGAAGAAGCGGUGGAUAAAGCCCCGGUCCAUCCUAAAGUGGCAGGUGUAGAGAAGAGGAGAAAGCGGAAAAUGGACGUGAGCAGAAUCACUCGCUAUACAGAGGACUGUUUCAGUGAUGCGAAUCGGGUACCCCGAAAGUCAAAGAUGCUACAGGUUGACUUUGUAGGGCAAAAUGAGGAGGUACCAGCAACAGACGCACAGAAAUAUGCUUUAUCAAAAGUGAAGUCCGAAUCUGCUGAUGACCUGGAGUCUGUGGACACUUUCCAGCAUCUAGUUUAUAACUCAGAUAAAUGUGGAGAAGAUAGUUCUCCUGUUCACACUCGCACUUUUAUAUCAAAUACCUUGAAAAAGAAAUGUGAAGAGCGUGAUUCUGAGUCACCUGCUACCUUCAGUGCUGAGGAGCCAUCCUUCUACCCCUGUACAAAGUGCAAUGUGAACUUCAGGGAGAAAAAGCACCUCCACAGGCAUAUGAUGUACCACCUAGACGGCAACAGUCACUUCCGCCACCUCAACGUCCCAAGACCGUAUGCUUGUAGAGAAUGUGGACGGACGUUUCGGGACCGCAACUCACUGCUGAAGCAUAUGAUCAUUCACCAGGAGAGGAGACAGAAGCUGAUGGAAGAAAUCCGGGAAUUGAAAGAACUUCAAGAUGAAGGACGAAGCGCACGAUUGCAGUGCCCUCAGUGUGUGUUUGGUACCAAUUGCCCUAAGACGUUCGUGCAGCACGCUAAGACCCAUGAGAAGGACAAAAGGUACUAUUGCUGUGAGGAGUGUAACUUCAUGGCUGUCACCGAGAACGAACUGGAGUGCCAUCGGGGCAUCGCCCACGGAGCUGCAGUGAAAUGUCCUGUCGUCAGUUCAGAUGCAACUCAGAGGAAAACACAAAAAAAGACUUUGAUCAAAGACUCUGUUACAGGUUCAUCCAAAAAACCAGCUACGUACCUAUGUAAAAUGUGCCCCUUCACUACUUCAGCCAGAAGUAUUCUGAAAAAGCACAUGGAGUAUUUGCAUUCCCCGUCAUGUGUUGACUCAUUUGGUAAUCCUCUUGGACUUGACAAAAGAAAAAAUGACGUCCUUGAGGAGUCUGUAGAUCUCGAUUGCACUAAGCCAUUAGUAAGACAACAGUCAGCCACGUUUCCAAAGAACUCUGCUUUAAAACAAGAUGUCAAACGGACAUUUGCAUCAAGCUCACAAUCAAGUCAUUUUUCAAAAUUUCAUAAGCGGCCACACCGAAUACAAAAAGCCCGGAAAAGUAUUGCCCAGUCUGGUGCAAACGCGUGCAAUCCAAACAGCUCUCCCCACAAGGAUGUUACGGUUAAAAGCAGCACUGACCAAAAGCCAAAGUAUCUCCAUCAAGUAGCAAAAGAAAAGUCUAAUGCCAAGGCAAACAGUUAUUUAUAUAGACACAAGUAUGAAAACCACAGGAUGAUCAAAAAGUCAGGUGAAUCAUACCCACUUCCUUUCAAAAAAGAGGUUAAUUCAUUAAACUCUUUACAUCUGUUUUCAUCAUCAAAUAAUUCUCAUAAUUUUAUUUCAGACCCUCAUUGCCCAGAUACCAAAAGACCAGAUCACAAGCGUGUGGCUGUCAAAAGAGUAGUUAAGGCUUCCAGGAAGGAAAGUUCUGGUGGAGAAGACUUGGAUAGCUAUCCUGACUUUCUGCAUAAAAUGACUGUUGUUGUUUUGCAAAAGCUUAAUUCUGCUGAAAAGAAAGACAGUUACGAGACAGAAGAUGACAGCUCCUGGGAUAAUGUUGAGUUAGGGGACUACACUACACAGGCUGUGGAAGAAGAAACCUACAGUGGUCUUAGUCAAGAACAUGUAAACUUACUGCCUCUAUUUAAAAGCAAGAUGGAAAGCCAAGGUCCUGAGGACAGUGCUGCCCUCAGUUACAAUCAGGACGAGGGCUUUUAUUUUGAGUAUUAUGAAGACGGUGGCACUGACAGCUUUUUGCCUGAGAUACAUGACCCUCAGCCUUUGGAAAAUGCAGAAACACCUUUGUCAAAGCAUGGCUCCGUUUUUCACUGGACUGAUCUGUCCCUUGAGAAGAAGUCGUGUCCUUACUGCCCAGCCACAUUUGAAACAGGUGUUGGGCUGUCAAAUCACGUCCGAGGGCAUCUCCAUAGAGCAGGAUUAAGCUACGAAGCCCGUCAUGUCGUCUCGCCAGAACAAAUAGCCACAAGCGACAAAAUGCAGCAUUUCAAAAGAGCUGGCGCAGGGACGCCUGUGAAGCGUGUUAGAAAAGCUGUAGAGAAGGCUGAGACUACUUCUGAACACACUUGUCAGCUCUGUGGUGGUUGGUUUGACACAAAGAUUGGGUUAUCAAAUCAUGUCAGAGGCCAUCUGAAAAGACUUGGGAAAACUAAGUGGGAUGCUCACAAGUCUCCAAUCUGUGUUCUGAAUGAGAUGAUGCAGAACGAAGAGAAAUACGAAAAGAUUUUAAAGGCCCUGAACAAUCGCCGCAUCAUCCCCAGACCGUUUGUAGCUCAGACACUCACGUCAGGUGACGACUUCCUGUCUCAGGAUGUUUUACCUCUCGAUGAAUACCGUAACGGCCUAAAGACAGAGGCUCUGUCAGUGUCUGCUUCAGAGGAAGAACGCCUGAGUUUCCUAAACGAAUGUGACGAAACAAAACCCGAACUGCCCAGUGGAAGAAAGAACCAGUCUCUUACACUGAUAGAACUUCUUAGAAACAAAAGGAUGGGGGACGAAAGGAAUUCUGCACUUUCUCCUCAGAAGAUUCAUAACCAGACGGCAAGGAAGAGAUUUGUUCAGAAAUGUGUUCUUCCACUAAACGACGACAGUCCGUUGAUGUAUCAACCACAAAAAAUGGACUUGACUGUGCACUCAGGUGUGCCUGUGAAGCUUAGGACAUGUGUGCAUUGCAAUACGACGUCUACAAGUGCUGUUAGCCUGUCCAGCCACUUCCACGCUUGUGCACGAAGGAAGAGUGCUGCCCUUGUGACGGGCACAGCCUUAGAUUGUAAACAAAAGAAGUCCAGGUCAAGAUCUGGAAGCAAGAAGAAGAUGCUGACAUUGCCUCAUGGUGCUGACGAGGUCUACAUUCUCCGAUGCAGGUUUUGUGGCCUAGUCUUUCGGGGACCAUUGUCUGUUCAGGAAGACUGGAUCAAGCACUUACAACGACACAUUGUAAACGCUAAUAUUCCACGGACUGGAGCUGGCAUGGUGGAAGUCACGUCACUACUUAAAAAGCCUGCCUCCAUUACAGAAGCCUCGUUCUCUUUACUGAUGGCAGAAGCAGCUUCAUAGAACCAGGAGUCCUUUUCAAUAGCAAAUUUAAUUGGAUGUAAAUUUAAAUUUUUUUUUUUUGUAAGCCACAUCCAUUUAUAAAUGCUAAAGUAGGAACAGUGGGGGACAUGAAUACAGGACAUCAGAGCAUCUGAGUACUUGAGACAGUGAGUAGCCUAUAUAUAUAUUUUAUAUAGGGUGGAAUAAUGUGUUUUUAAGGGUUACUGAGUUUCGUUGGCUGAGUUUACUCAAAGAUCUUACAUUUGAGAGCCAUUUGUAAAGUGUUGCACAUGAAUUUACAGACAGACUUACUGACAGUUACGUUCUCUGCAGUGUUACCAGAAUCAAGACUGUUUUUUCCCCACACUUAUAUAGAAAACUAAGAUAUUAUAUUUUGUUGGUAUGUAUUUAGUGUUUUGUAUAAUACCAGGAACUGCUAACUAAAUUUACUCAACUUAGGGCAUUAAAUAUCAUGUACUUCAUAGUUUGAGACUGUUCACCCGGAUAGGGCAGAGAACUAUCUGUCUGGAUGUGUAAGUGUUUUUUUUAAAUCACAUGGAAUGGUUUUUGUUUUUGUUUUUUUUUUAUACUAAAAAGUUGGAGGGAGAUUUGUCUAAACAAGUAUUUCUAAAAGAACUAUGUACAUAGUCCUGGAAAUUCCCUGCAGUGAGGAAGCUGUCUUCCUCCAGUCGCAUUUCUCAGACAAUGAAGUGGUGCGUCCAUGCUACCUCCUACUUUGUCAACAAAGAUGCUAUUACCCUUUCCAUCUUUGUAUCAUAGUAGAUUUUACAAAUCCAAUGUUCUUUAUUGCAAGACAUACUUUUGUUAACAGACUUGUUUCUUUGUAAUGUUUUACGUACAGUUUGACAUGCUUACAGGACAGGGUUGUCUCUUUAUUUAACAUUGUAGAAAUGUAAUUAAUAAACAAGGCUCACUACACAAUUUAGAAUAGACUUUCUCAUUUAUAUUAUCUUCCAAAUUUGAUCAGUUAGCAAAACUAUUAAUACACAAAAUAUUUCUACAUAUGAUGAGAAUGUUUACAAUUUCAAUCUUAGAGCUUGUUUUGGAUGUGAUUAUAUGUAUGAAAAUUGUGUAACACUAUGCUCAUGCUAAGGACCGACAUGGAAUACUGAAAUAAAUGUGCUGUGAGGAGUGGAGAAACCGUGCAGGUGUCUUGGUCGUGAUGACUCGCAAACCCUUCCACAAGCAGCUUUGUUCCUGUGUUCGAGAAUUAGCAAUCCUUCGUGUGCAAGCACCCAUUCCGCAAUAUUUCAUGUAGUUACUAAUAUCGGUCAACCAAGGAUAUGGAUAUGCAUUGAUACUUUUCUUCAUUUGUAAAGAACGUUAAAACAGUUCCAACAAUGGGGUAGAGUAUAUACAUACAUCACCGCCAGUGAAAUGACUUUCUAUGGUAUAUCUCCUUACC